Lasiodiplodia theobromae is the source of this 1074-nucleotide messenger RNA. RefSeq names its product Transcription initiation factor iia subunit 2. Lineage: Eukaryota; Fungi; Ascomycota; Dothideomycetes; Botryosphaeriales; Botryosphaeriaceae. Bases 1 to 1074 code for a protein of 357 amino acids. The transcript is spliced from 4 exons. The record is from RefSeq and is a predicted model, not a curated record.
AUGCCCCGCAAAUUGCCAUGGCUCAGCGAGAAAUCCGACUCGAAGCCGGCUGAGGCAUCCGUCAAGAAGCGCCGCCUGCAAUCUCCCGACUCUCUAGACGAUCUCGAUGCUCCCGCUGCCAGCACUCCCCGACCCAAGGGAAAGGCUCGCGCCACUCGUACGCCGUCGUCUUCGCCCCCGCCGCAGCCCCCGAAGCAAGAAUUCAUGCAGGAGGGACUUGCGGCCGACGACGCAUGGAUGAUGGUCGAAGAUGAAUUCCUCGAUACAGCGAGAACAUUUACCCGACAUCUGCACCAUGCCGAAUAUCACCGCCUGAAGCGUGCGGCCCGCGAAAAGAAUGCAUCCGCUGCCCAGAACAUUGUUCGGCCCGUGGUAUCCCGUGGCAAAUUGAGUGUCGAGUCACAGAUGAAGCACGAAGCAAAAGCACGGGCAGAAAGACAAAUCGACGCUUUGCGCAGAAUUGAGGGAGGCAACAAAGGCAGAGACGAGCUCGAGGAGGAGGCUCCCUGGGCCCGAGAUCCACACCUUGGCGGCCUGAUGUCGGGCUCGCAGGACUCGUCAAGCCAGCUGGCAACGCUAGCCGGCAUCAAGUCGAAGACACGUGCUGCCGCCGGCUAUGCUGGUGCCGGGUCGAGACCGUCUUCGAGCAGACAUGAUGUCCCGAAACCUUCCAAAGGAAGCAGAUCCCGCUCUUCGCUCGAAGGAUUAGCGAAAGAAAUCAGACGUGCUGAGGCUAGCAGUGAUGAGGAUGAUUUGGACGCAUUCUCUUCCGGCAGGAAACGCAUAAGCAAAGAGUCUGUGCGGCGGUUGUCUGGUUCUUCCACCAAAGCUCGAGAACCUUCGAUGCUGCCACCGAAGCGUCCCAAGCAGUCGGGACAUCCUAGUCUACCACUAACGAAGCAGACAGUCUCUAGGUCUCAUGAUGCACUGGAUACGAUGAAGGAUGACAUUCCUGCAAAGAGUCCCAAGAAAAGCCCUGAGCAGCCUGCAAGACCGAGCGCGAGGAAGGACAAGGAGCAGAAGCAGAAAAGGUCGAUUUCAGCUGACGAGAUACCCACUUUCCUUUUACAGUAG